Molecule: messenger RNA, 558 nt
Organism: Cooperia oncophora
Lineage: Eukaryota; Metazoa; Nematoda; Chromadorea; Rhabditida; Trichostrongylidae
Source: the annotation of a GenBank genome assembly
AUGAUUCAUCUGAAAGCGACAGUAGCGAUACUUCUACCACCACCUGCAUCCCAAUUUCACUUGAAAAAUCUACUGAGAAUUGUUUCAGCUCACUUUGAUGUCGUUCCAUCAUCGCAAGAAAUGGGCAAGCUCAUUGUAGAUUAUCUAAUAUCGGAAGGAUAUAGAGAGGCAGCAGAACUGCUAUGUCAGGAAUCUGGGUUGGAGUUGCCGAAAGAUGACAUAAAAAAUCUUGACGCACGGAUGAAUAUCAGAUGUGCAAUAAUAGAAGGACGGCUUGACGACGCUCUGCGGCUGGUCAAGGAACUAUGUCCAACACUUUUGGACGAAAAUCGUGAAGUGCGCUUUCAUCUCAUGCAACAGAAUCUCAUUGAGAUGAUCAGGAGAGGGGAAAUGGAGAAAUCGCUGGAGUACGCUCAAGAGAAUCUCUCAAAUGAUAACACCUUGACGGAUUCUCAAUUGGAGAGAUUGGAGAAAACGUUUGCAUUGUUAGCUUUCGAGAAACCCGCUGAGAGUCCCUUUGGAAAGCUGUUGGAUCAGUCUCAACGCCAGAUGGUAUGA